AGAGAGAUACAGAGAGAGAGCCAGAGACACUCAGAGAAAGAUAGAGACAGAGACAGAGAUAGAGUAACAGAGAGACAUUCUAACAAAGAGUGCAGACUAAAUGAUCACCAAAGUCCCUUCUAGCUCUGACCCCUUUGGGUCUUGUGGAUUUUUUUUAAAGUAUUCUAUGAUUUUUAAAGUUUGGAAACCCUUGCCCCAGAUGUGACCAUGCACAAUUUGAAAGGGGAAAGGCUCUCCAUCUAGGAGAGCCUACCAAUCAGCUUAUCAACAGUAAUGUCAUCUAGAAAUAUGGACUAGCAUUUUAAAACCUUCAUAGUGCCAGUGAAAUGAUUUAACUUUGACCCUGCUUAUGACAAAGCUAACUGAUAAAUCCAGUAGGAAAAAGGCCGGAAGCCCCAGAUGUACAGAGAUAAAAACCAAUGUUAUCCCCUGGGAUUCUUCCCCCAAUGCCCACCAGCUUGGCUGCCCAGGAAGAUGCUCUGGCAGAGAAGAAGGUUAGGUUGGUCUUGCUCUGCACUGUAGGGCCAAGGGCCUUUCCUUUGGGCUCAGCCAUAAAGGACAUUGUAUUGAACCAAGAAUACAGCCUAAAUCGACUGACUUAUCAGUGUCCCAUAAUCCCGAGGAGACACCAUUCCCAGCCCUGGCUUUUGACAGGUGAUCAUGACGCUUCACGAAACCAUAAUGGAUAUGGAUAUGCCAGAUUAUAGUGUGCCCCUGGACUCUUCUUACACCAUGUUAGAGUUUGAGAACCUGCGGGGGUUACCCACAAACUCAGGACACAGAGAUUCAGGUCUAGGCCCCCCAGAGGUCACAUCACCAGAAUCCAGCCAGGCCAGCUUGCUGACUAAUGGAAUUAAUUCCCUGUGUUCCAUCUGUGGGGAUCGUGCUACAGGCAAACACUAUGGUGCUUCCAGCUGUGAUGGGUGCAAAGGAUUCUUCCGGAGGAGUGUCCGCAAGAACCACGUCUAUUCUUGCAGGUUUAACAGACAAUGUGUAAUUGAUAAAGACAAGAGGAAUCAAUGCAGGUAUUGUCGAUUGAGGAAAUGUUUUAGAGCAGGAAUGAAGAAAGAAGCUGUACAGAAUGAGCGAGAUCGGAUAAGUAUUCGCAGGAACAGCUAUGAAGACAGUGGGUCCCUGUCGAUUGCCAUCCUGACCCAGGCAGAAGUGAUGGCAACCCAGCACUCCUCCAUAAACCCUACGAACAGAACCGAUGUGACCUCGAAAAAGGUGGCCACCAUCAGCGACGUGUGCGAGUCUAUGAAGCAGCAGCUAUUGAUUCUGGUUGAAUGGGCCAAAUACAUCCCAGUGUUCUGGGAGCUCCCACUGGAUGACCAGGUGGCAUUGUUGAGAGCCCAUGCUGGGGAACACCUUCUUCUUGGAGUUGCCAAACGAUCUAUUCCCUUUACGGAUUUUCUACUUUUAGGAAAUGAUUUCAUUAUUCCUAUGCACUGCCCAGAACUGGAAAUUGCUCGAGUUGCUAUAAGAAUAUUGGAUGAGUUGGUCAAGCCUUUGAGAGAAAUACAAAUUGAUGACAAUGAAUAUGCUUGUCUUAAAGCUAUUAUAUUCUUUGAUCCAGACUGCAAAGGCCUGAGCGACCCUGGCAAGGUGAAACGGCGCCCAGGGCAGGAACCCGAGGACCCGGCCACGACCGCCAGAGACCGGGGCCAGCACCUCCUUUCGCCGCCGCUGCAGAGCAUCACCUGGCAGAUGAUCGAGCAGAUCCAGUUCGUGAAACUCUUCGGCAUGGCCCGCAUCGACAGCUUGCUGCAGGAGAUGCUCCUGGGAGGGAACACCAUGGAAAUGCCCCAGUACCAUUCUGGGAUGCCCAGCUUAAACUUGGAGCCAGUCACAAGCCAUAUCCUUCCCAACACCCUCAGUUCGGUGAUCCAAGCCGCCCCUGGAUCAGGCCAGAAUUGCUGUUUUACACCGGGUCAUGUGUCUACAGACACAUCUGUCUCUUCUCCUACAAGCCCUGGGAAUGAAGAUUACAAAUUGGACCCUGCCAGAGGAUCUGAAAUGCCCAUUCAAAUACUGCCUCAGACUGUCGUACCUAAGCAAGAGAUUUUAUAAGCCAUGAAAGCCAAGAGACUUAAGCCCCCUUGGAAGUCAGCUACAAGCCAAUUUCUUUACCUUUCCAGAUGUGAGCCACCAUGACUGUCUCAGCUCCACAGCCUGCCCAGAUUUCAGGGGCUGGGAAUUCAAUGUUCACAUCCAGUUGGCCACUUGAUUAGGAAUAGGCUUGCUCUUGGAUUGAUUCCCCAGGAUCUCUUUCCUUUUCAAAAAUAUAAGAUGGCUAAAAUUUGGAGGUACUUGAAAAUAGAUGUCUCCAACAGCUGUCCAACAGAACUGAAAAACCACUAUAGUCUAACUCCAUUUGGCUGGAGUGAAACCUCCGGCUUUCAUUAGCAUAACACAAAGCCAUACAGAUCCAACUAAUUUAUGUCCUCAGCUUAAGAUUUUUCAGAAGUGGAGGCAAAACUGGAACUAUACAGAGAACGCACAUCUUAAAAAAACAGCCCAUUUGGAAUUGGGCGGAGGGUUUUGUUGGGGUAUUCACCUGAUAAUUUGAAGAAGGGCCCAGCCAUCUUUCAUUCAAUUCCAGACAUAUUUGCUAAGUGCCUACUAUGCAAGAUAUUGUGCUAAUCACUGGCCUGAUUUCUACAUACAAAUUCUAACUUCUAAGACAUCCUUUCUCUGUAUCCUCCUUCCUGCCAUUCACAUGACUCGCCAAAGCAUUCCAAUGCAACACCUAUUAAAAAACCAUACAAUUUCCCACCUCAAGUACAUUACACCAAUACCUUAAAACAGAAAUAACUGGUUAGUGCUGGGGAAUUUUGGGUUGGUUCUGAUGAGACACAAUAAAGCCAUUACAGAGUGGUAAUAAUGGAAGGAGUAUUCCACCUGGAGUCAGAUCUAGCCUCAGGUACUUGCCAACUGUGUGGCCAUAAAGGGAGUUUUGGAACCCCAUUCAAUUCAUCUAUAAAAUGAAGAUAACUUAUGGUUCCCACCUUGCCAAGUUGUGAUAAGGAUCAAAGGAGACUAUGUUAAGGGACCCCCCCCCCCAUCCCUGCCUCCAUUCCUCACUAUGCACUUCCUAAUCUCUCAGACUUCUUCUAAACCAGUUUUUCUCAGUGGUCAAGUACCUGAAUCAAGCUUAAAGUCACAAAGGCCUUUUUGCCUGUUACAGAUGAGAUUCAGAAAGAAGUUGAAUGUCCAAGUAAGUAUUAUCUCUGUUUAUUUUUAGGAAGCUAUUGACAGAACUAUUUCUUGUUCAGGAUACUACUUCUCAAAAUUAUCUUUAGAACCAAAAUCAUUUCUAUUCCCAGGGUUGACAAAUCUUUGUUUUAUGACAGUGGAACUGAGUAUUGGAAACAAUAGUCAUUCUGAGUCAUAGCAGGUGACUGAGUAGGGGAUCAAACUGGACAAAACCAUUCGGGUAAAAAAUGAAGGAUGAUAUAGAAAAGGAAUUAGUCUGGUUUCUGUUCUGCUUACCAAAGACUCAAACCAAAAUAGACUGAUCCUUGAAGGUAUAACCUAAAGAGGACCUACACACAUAUUUAAGUAACGAUAGCACCUUCAGCACAAGUAUAGUCUUCCAUGGUGACUUUCUUGAAGAAAACAUUAUACAUUUGGAUGUGUAAAUUCUAUUGUUAAAAAAAAAUAUGUCCCAUGACUUCAUAGUCACACCUUAUAUAGGAAGAAUAUAAUUAAUACAGGUAUUUUCACAUUAGUCAAGAGUUGUGAAAAUGUCUCAUUACUGAUGUCCUUUUAUAGCUAAAGCUUUAAAAAAAAAAAGACACAAAUGUGCAUAUUUUGGUAUUACAGAAACUGUAGAAACAGGAAAAAAUAAUCUGAUCCAUGUCCCCACAUAUAUAAAACUGCAUAUCUGAAACUUCUUGAACAAUUUUCUAUGCACACUAUUAAUGCUCAAAAAAAUCUAGAAAGUCAAGUAAUAUUUCUAUUCACUGAAGUUAGCCUACAGCAUGAAAAUGUUAUGACUGUAAUGCCUUAAAAAUCUUGCUUCUUUCAAAUGGAAAGGCAGAAAUUACACCAACAUACAGAAAUGCCUGAUGCCUUUAAGUUUCAAGUCAGAUCAUGACAAUAAAAACUGAAGAUAAGCUAACGUACCUCAGAUAAACCUGGUCUGGCAAAGACCCUAUCAUGGACCGACUUUGAGUGAAUCCCUGGUCUGAUCACUGCCAAUGAAAAAUAAAAUAUAUCUGUUGAUUUUUACAGCUACAUUAGCCUUAAACGGGGAGCCUUGUAAUCAUUAACCAAUGGCCAUUGAACAACACCAUAGCAGAAAAGUUUUAACUAUUAUCAUGCAAUGAUCAGAUCACAAUUUUCUCUUGAACUCAGGAGUCAUUUUCCAUUCUAUGAUUUAGGUGGAGGAUUUUUUUUCCAAACUGAUUUGGCAGCUCAGGAAAUGGAAUCCAUGUCCAUAAUUUGCAUUUUUUUUUGGUGCUUUUUACAAAUUACAUUGGGCAUCCCAACCAUGACUAAAUAUUUGAAGGAAGGGGCAGAAAUCUUGAGCAGCACAUCACUGAGAAGGGCAGCAAAUGCCAUCUUCACUGACCCCAGACACCCUGUAGGUCCCCAAAUUCACCGAUGAUAUAGGCAGUUCUCCCCUGUUGCAGCUGCAUUGGUGAGGAAGCAGAAGGCAGACUCAGAUGAGGUUUAUGAGAGCACUAUCUAGGACCAAUAAAUGGAUGUGCACACUGGAGGUAGGGGAGCAGGGACAUACUAGGCAGUGUGAGGCAGUGACCUUCUGUUGUCAUUGGCACACGAGGGUGAGGUCCCAUUGGCUUCUGCCAACUACAGCUCUGCUCACCAAAGACUCAUCAGAAUGAUGAGAUGCAAUAAAAAGAAAAUUAGAAAAUCCAAGACAUGUUUCCUUUUUAUCGGAUCCCUUUAUCAGUGUGAUGCCAAAGGGUCCCCCCUUAAGGGUCUCUCAAAAACAAUAUAUACCAACUACUCUUUCCCCAGUUUCUGUUAGAAGUUCUGUAUAUAUGGUUAUUACAGGUGUCAUUGCUGAAUUUGUUUUUCCAACUUCUGGCUUUCUUUUUCUAAAUAAAAUACAAGACUAUUACAAAAUUUUUUAAAAAUUUGUGCUGGGCUCUUCUAUUGGUGAAAGGGAAAUUUUGCUCAGGGGCUUCAUUUACUAUCAACAGAAACAAGAAAACGAGCACUUACUAAGUGGCUGGUGUGUGCUAGGCACUGUGCUAAGCAUUUUGCAAACUAUCUCAUUUUAUAUAGAAUCAUGGCACAAGUUCUGUCACGAACUAGGGUGUCUGGAUUCCACUGCCCAAUAUUUCUUUUGGCUAAUGAUCUUGGUGACCUCCAAGACUUUAAUGCUGUCACAUGUAGAUGAUUAAUAAGAAAACUGGAGAAAACCAAUCUGUCUCUGGGAAUUGGGGAGAGGGAA
This is a messenger RNA of Sarcophilus harrisii (Tasmanian devil), 5425 nucleotides long. RefSeq names its product hepatocyte nuclear factor 4-beta-like. Gene Ontology annotation, molecular function: RNA polymerase II cis-regulatory region sequence-specific DNA binding; nuclear receptor activity; zinc ion binding. Gene Ontology annotation, biological process: anatomical structure development; positive regulation of transcription by RNA polymerase II; cell differentiation. NCBI's taxonomy places the organism in Eukaryota, Metazoa, Chordata, Mammalia, Dasyuromorphia, Dasyuridae. The record is from RefSeq and is a predicted model, not a curated record.